AUGCCUCGAAUGACAGUAUCUCGUUCUUCUAUACUAAAAUCCGAGCUUGCUAAGACGUAUAUGGAAGAACAUUUUAAAAGUAUCAUCGAUGAAGCCAACAGUGAGAUAACAACACAGCAAAGAUUAAAUGAAUAUUUAAUAAAAGAAAAAUUUUCGCCCGAACAGCGCAGAUCUCUUGAAUUAAAUUACGCAUCUAGAAUAUCUGAGUUCAGAAGAAUGAAAAGAAAAGUAUUACGUAGUUCUCAAUUUGAAAAAAUAAAAAUUAUUGGCAAAGGAGAGUACGGAGAUGUAUAUCUCGUACGCGAUAAGACAGACAACAAAAUCUAUGCAAUGAAAAUUAUUCAGAAGUCAGAACUGAUAGCAAAAGGCCAAUUAAGAAACACUUUGACAGAAAAAGAUCUACUAUCAAGGAUGGACAGCAAAUGGUCUGUUCAAUUAAUCUAUGCUUUUCAAGAUAUGUACAGCAUUUAUUUCGUAAUGGAAUACCUCCCAGGAGGAGAUUUAUUAACUGUCUUGAUGUGCCGUUCAUAUUUAACUUUAGAAGAGACACGCUUUUACAUUGCCGAAAUACUACUCGCAAUACGCGAAGUCCACUCCCUUGGAUACAUUCAUUGCGAUAUUAAACCCGAUAAUAUUUUAUUAACAAAGGAUGGACAUAUCAGAUUAUCGGAUUACGGAUUAUCUACUCCUCUCCAUAGAGAUGAGAACUUCGUAACCAUUUUGGACGAAGUAGAAGACGUUUGCAGAGAUCCGAAUUCUGAACGUAAAGAACAGCCCCUUAAAUCAAACCAUAAGAAAGAUGCAAUUUGUUCUACUGUUGGUACGCCUGAUUACAUAGCUCCCGAGGUUUUAUUAAAGAAACCUUACGGUCCUGAAGUAGAUUUAUGGUCUUUGGGCGCAAUCAUGUACGAAAUGCUUUACGGACAGCCUCCUUAUCUUGCAGAUACAGCGAUCAACAUAAUUCAUUGGAAAUCUACACUUAUAUUUCCAAAGUUAAAAGAGAUCUCUCCUGAAGCUGUUGACCUCAUGAAACACUUACUCUGUAACUCUAAGAGAAGAUUUACUAUUGAAGAUUGCAUGAAACAUCCUUUCUUCAAAGAAAUCGACUUCGAUAAAAUUUCUGAGUCAACUGCACCGAUAAUUCCUUCUGUAGAAUCAGAAACUGAUACACAGAACUUCGAUGAAUUCGAACCAAGAGAACUUCUUCCUGAAGAAGAAUCUCAAGAUGACGUGAUUUCUCUCGCUUUCACAGGCUUCAAAUUCGAUAGAAAUGUAGCUCGUAACUCUCUUCCUCAAAACCUUGAACCUGAAAUCUUAACUGAUUCUUUGGUCACUCAACAAAUUCGUUCUUAUCCUUAA
Molecule: messenger RNA, 1359 nt
Organism: Trichomonas vaginalis G3
Lineage: Eukaryota; Parabasalia; Trichomonadida; Trichomonadidae
Product: protein serine/threonine kinase protein
Exons: 1
Coding region: 1-1359 (452 amino acids)
Biological process (GO): intracellular signal transduction; peptidyl-serine phosphorylation
Molecular function (GO): protein serine/threonine kinase activity; ATP binding
Source: RefSeq, a predicted model, not a curated record